ACAAUUACCUCACCAUUCCCACCACUUCUUAUAUCUCUCUCUCUCUCUUGUCUCUUGUGCUAGACUUUACCCUCUGUCUCUCUCUCUGGUGUGUAGCAGAGGAGAUCGAACAAGAAAAUGGUAAAGAACGAUCUCUACCAAACGGUUCCCAGCUUCUUCAAAUGUCCAAUCUCCCUUGAUGUCAUGAAGUGUCCCGUUAGUCUCUCCACCGGCGUUACCUACGACCGCUCCAGCAUCCAGAAAUGGCUCGACUGUGGCAACAACACCUGCCCUGCUACCAUGCAGGUCCUUCACACCAAGGACUUCGUUCCUAACCAUACCCUCCAUCGUCUCAUCCAGAUCUGGUCCGAUUCUCUUGCCCUUUCUUCCUCUACUCCUCCUGCAAUCUCCCAUGACCAAGCCCGACACUUGAUCUUCUCCAGUAAUUGCUCAGAUUCAGUCUCCAAAAUCCUUGAUUUCGCCACAGAAUCCGAAGACAACCGCAAAUUCCUCGCCAACACCGAAGGUAUUGUCCCAAUCAUUGCCGGUGUUCUUGGCAAUGUCGACGCUGACCUUUCCACCUUCGAAUACGCCGUUCGCAUUCUUGAUCUCGUUCUCAUCGAUUACACAGAAAAAGAGCAGCUCAUGAGAUCCAUUUUGAAGGGAGACCAUGAUUUAUUGUCUUCCAUUGUUCAGGUCCUUCACAAAGGGAGUUUAGAUUCCCAAAUCGCAUCCGCUAGGGUCUUGGAGGCUAUCGCCGUCGACGCCGAAUCAAAACUUUUAAUCGCCGAGAAGGAAGGUGUUUUACCCGGACUUUUGCGUCUGGUGAGCUCUAAUUCUGAUUCUACCGCUGCCAUGAAGGCUGGAUUGUCUUGCUUGGUUGCGGUAUCCAUUCCGAGGCGGAUCAGAUUGCAGAUCGUUCGUCUCGGAGCGGUUCAGGUGUUGGGGAAGUUACUCUCCCGCCCAGACUCUACUACGGUCUCUGUCUCUGUCUCAGACAAUGCUUUCAAGCUGUUGGAGAUGGUGUCCACCUGCAACGAAGGUCGGACGGCCAUAUGCGAGGACCGGAACUGCAUUCCUGCCAUAGCGCAGAAGAUGCUGAAGGUGUCGAAGCAGGCGACGGAGCACGCGGUGCUGAUACUAUGGAGUGUCUGCCAUCUGUUCAGGGACCAGAAGGCGCAGGAGGCCGUCACUAAAUCCAACGGAUUGACCAAGAUCUUGCUGUUGAUGCAGAGCAAUUGCUCACCUUCUGUUCGCCAAAUGUCUACAGACCUCCUUAAGAUCUUUCGUGUUAAUUCCAAAUCUUGUCUUUCUGGCUAUGAUACUAAAACCACCCACAUCAUGCCCUUCUGAGUUCUUCACUACUAAACCGUCUUAUUUCUUCUCACCCGGAAACACUAAUCACUUCUCUCUCUGAUUACAGGGAAAAAUCCCACAACCCACCCAACCAAAAAAAAAAAAAAGAUUGUAAAUGAAGAAAAAGUUUUGCUUAGGAAAAGAAAUAUACAAGGAGACAAAAUUCAAUUUUGUUCAUUCUCCUCCUCCCUGCAACCUCUGUUUGUGCUUUCCUUUUUUUUUUUGUGGUAGGAAGAAAAACUGUACAUCUCAGAUUCAAUUUUGUUCUUUCUCAUCC
Molecule: messenger RNA, 1612 nt
Organism: Macadamia integrifolia
Lineage: Eukaryota; Viridiplantae; Streptophyta; Magnoliopsida; Proteales; Proteaceae
Product: U-box domain-containing protein 27-like
Exons: 1
Coding region: 118-1332 (404 amino acids)
Biological process (GO): protein ubiquitination; proton transmembrane transport
Cellular component (GO): vacuolar proton-transporting V-type ATPase, V1 domain
Molecular function (GO): ubiquitin protein ligase activity; proton-transporting ATPase activity, rotational mechanism
Source: RefSeq, a predicted model, not a curated record